Rhizopus microsporus ATCC 52813 is the source of this 2498-nucleotide messenger RNA. RefSeq lists its product as uncharacterized. Bases 249 to 2474 code for a protein of 741 amino acids. The record is from RefSeq and is a predicted model, not a curated record. NCBI's taxonomy places the organism in Eukaryota, Fungi, Mucoromycota, Mucoromycetes, Mucorales, Rhizopodaceae. The transcript has 3 exons.
AAUUAAUUCUCGGAAAACGCAUCUCGCUCAUUUUUUUAUGUUUGAUAUAUUCAAGGUACGAAGUUCAGUUUGAAUAUCAAUGAGUGCGUCUCUGAUUUGAUGUCAUAAAUACAAUUAGACAAUGUAUCCAAGUCAAAUAGAAAAAGAAUUUGAAUUCUUACGAUCUCUCAUUCUACUUCUUCUUUUCCCCCUUCCUUUUUCCAACUUUUGUAAAUACUUUUAAACCACAAGAAUUAUAGAGCUGCUCAAUGAAAUUUGGCGACAAUCUCAAAGGGAAAAUACACGUUCCGUGGGAAUCAUUCUACAUAGAGUACAAUGAGCUCAAACAUGAAAUGAAGCGACGUCAAAUGGAACAUGGAUGGAACGCAACAGACGAAGCUGAGUACAGACAAAAAAUAGAAAACGAACUGAUCAAGGUGCAUCAAUUCAUCGACAAUUCUCUUGGAGAUUUGAAUAAACGCAUUCUUCAUACUGAGGUAAUGAUCAGAGAGCUGAUGAUGUCGACCGAGACCAAGCAGCGAUAUGACGAUAUAGCUGAUACAUUGACCGAGAUCCUGUUUGACUGCAAUGACCUCUCCAAGUUCCUGUGCCUGAACGCUACAGGGUUUGAUAAAUUGAACAAGAAACAUGACAAGCACACACGGAUCGAGUUCUCGGGUGUGUUUCGAAAAGAGCUGCUUUCUCGGUACUCGCUUGAUCGAUUGUCGUUACAGGUGGAUAUCUUGAUCGUCAAGAUCUCGGAGCUUAUUGAUAUCUGUCGAUUGCAUGGUAACCCUCGUAACCCCCAAGAUAAAAAUCUAGAUGACCAGACCGCAUUUGAGCGAGCCACUGCCAAAUUCUGGAUUCACCCAGACUAUAUCACAGAAGUCAAAUCUGUCAUUCUCUUCCACUUGCCAGUCCAUGUGUUCAAUCAAAAGAAGCAGUACGAGGAAGGUGAUAUGGCUGUCUCAAGUGUUUACUUUGACAACAAACAGUUUGAUCUCUACCUGGGUCGAGUUGAACGUGAAGCAGGUGCAGAGGCUAUUCGGUUACGUUGGUACGGUGACAACGAAGAUGACGUCUACGUUGAACGAAAGACGCACAAGGCCGCUUGGCUUGAUGGCAAGUCUGUCAAAGAUAGGUUCAAGCUAAAGCAGACGCUUAUCAAUGACUACCUGGCUGGUCGAUACACCGCAGAUGACCUGGUGGAGGACCUUCGAAUGAAGGCAAAUGGUAAGGCAAGAAGUGAGACUGUCCUGGAAGAAAACCAUUUUGUUGCCUCGGGUAUUCAGGAAUCUGUCAAGGCAAAGGAAUUGGAACCCAUGUGCCGCGUCUUUUAUAAUCGUACCGCAUUUCAGCUACCCGGAGACCAACGUUUACGUAUCAGUAUCGAUUCCAAUUUGACCUUCAUUCGCGAAGACGGAAGCGAGCGUCGACAGUUCAUUGGCCCCAAACAGCUUCAUUGGAAGCGUAAGGACGUUGGUAUUGACUAUCCUUUUAACCAUGUUGUCGAAAACGAUAUCUCACGAUUCCCUUACGCCAUUCUGGAAACCAAGUUGCAGACACAUCUGGGUCAGGAAUGCCCUGCUUGGCUCACGGCCCUUCUCGAUUCUCACUUGGUUUUUGAAGCUCCUCGAUUCUCCAAGUACAUUCAUGGUGCAGCUACUCUCUUCAAGGGUUCGGUUCCCAUUCAACCCUUUUGGAUGCAAGAAUUUGAUAAGGACAUUCGAAGAAGACCUACUGGAAACUAUGGCCUAUCAAGAUCCCAGAGCUUUAAACCACUUGUCAACGGCCACCAUCGUGCGUCUUUAUUGCUACUUUACGAAAGAGAAAUGCAACGAAAUGCAAGAAAAAAGAAUAGAAGCUUGAUUAAUCUUUUUAGUAUAACCGGCUCGUUCAAAAAGCGCAAUGCAAAGCAGGAUCAGCCUCAACAAGAUCCUUCAUCGAAGCCAGGACAGCCAGUAUCACCAACUCAUAUGACCAUUGAUGUUUCAGAGAUAGCAAUGAGUAAAACAUAUAAGGACUUUGUAAAUCGCUUUCAAAAUGUGAGUACACCCAUCCUGACCGGAUCCUUUCUUAAAAGGGGUAGGAGCAACAAAAGAACAUCGCCGCUGUUGCCCCGUGCGCGCAGUAGUCAGUUGUCGAAAAAGGCUGAACCCAAGACGUUCUUUGCAAACGAACGUACAUUUAUCUCUUGGUUACAAUUCUGUGCUCUCUUGCUUACUGUUGCGUUGAAUCUACUAAACUAUGGUGAUCUCAUUUCCAGAGGCAUUGGUGCUACCUUCAUCAUCAUUGGGGCGGCACUGUGCAUAUACGCAUUGAUUAGAUACCAGAUUAGGUCAUGGCAGCUUCGUACUAACCUAAAUCUCAUUCGAUAUGAUGAUAUUUGGGGACCUACUGUUUUGUGUAUUUUACUAGUUGUUGCGUUGAUUGUGAACUUUUAUCUUCGUUUUGAAACUCUCUCUCCUUCCUACCACCAAAAGCCUUCUCAAUAAUAACUAUAGAAAUAAACAAUAAAC